CAGUUAUUUUUAAUUAAUAUAAACAAUUAUUAAAAGAAGGAACACUUUCCAUAAAAAAACAAACUUUAACACUACAUAGUAAAUUCAAGUGUUCAAAUGGGUGAAACUGAACUAAACUAACUGGACCAUACAAUUUGCAACGGAAUCCUUAAAAGUCAUUUCAUAAUACAUUGCAAAAUGAUCAUCGAGAGAGGCGUGUUGUGGUUGGUGUUGAUGUUGGUGGCUUUAACGGAUUGUCAAAUAGAUGAUGUGGCGCCAGAUGUGACAGUUGUACUCCGACCUCUACGCCCAAAAGGAUUGCAGGCUCUUAUAAAAGGGGUUGGAAUAGUUGCUGAGUUUGUAUUUUUUGAUGGAAAAACUUAUCUAAUUAGGAAUUCCACCCAAAUUAGUAUGAGUUCAAUGCUCGGCGUUGCUGUAAGACAAUACAAAGGGGGUGACAAUAGAUGGCUAUUUGAAAAUUAUGACGUAGAACUGGAAGUAGGAAUGGUGAUCAAAUACCGUGUUUUUGUACCUAACGUGGUUCAUGAUUUAAAUGUUGAAAACGAGCAAGGUACUCUAACAUUCGACGGAGUCAUACCUGACUAUAAGGAUUUUAUAGUUAAGAAACUGUUUGACCGUAUACCUUUUCCGUCUCCUGGUCGCAAAUGCAAGAACACUGUCACCAAAGUCCUUGGCAGGCGAGUGUGCGCUGGCGACGUCAUUUUUGAAGACAAUUUCGACACAUUUCAGACAGACGUGUGGCAGAUCGAGCAGUAUAUACCCACAGACCACCCUGAACAUCCAUUUGUGUCAUAUCAAAAUCUUACGGCGGAUCCAAAUGUGUUCGUAAGAAAUGGAAGCUUGCACAUUGUACCGAAACUACUGGAGGACUUCUUGGAGAUAAAUCAGUCAAUUGAAACUGGAUCUCUUGAUUUAGGAGAUAGAUGUACAAGAAGACAGUGCUCAAAAACGGCUUUUGGGCCGGAUAUAUUACCGCCGAUAGUGAGCGGCCAAGUAACCAGCUUGCCCUUCGCCUUCACCUACGGGAUUGUUACCAUAAGAGCCAAGUCCCCUCGAGGGGAUUGGCUCUAUCCAGAUUUUCUCGUUGAGCCUUUUUUAAAAAAAUACGAUGGCAUAAAGGAGUUAGCGGCUGUGAUGAAGGUGUCACUUAUCACCGAAUUUAUUUCAAACAUUUAUAAUCUCGAAAGUAACAAAAGUUGUUAUGACGUUCGUCCAGAACUGAUCAGACGAAUCAUGCGUGACGAGCAUUGGAAAGAAGAUUUUCACGAAUACGUAUUGAAAUGGACGCCAGAUGAAGUUGAACUUAGUGUGGAUAGCCAUGUCUAUAUACGAUCAAAUAUGACGACGAUAAGCCAAUGCAUCAGGGACGAGCUAUCUGGCUCCAUCCCUAAUUUCAACGAUUACCGCCAGCUGUCGUUGAGUGUGGCUGCCGGGGGUACUCACGUGUUCAUUGACUUCGCCAUCAGCGAUUCCGGAUACUUCAAGCCUUAUCUCAACGGAGACGCCAAAGCCAGCCUCAAGUUCUGGCAGAGCAAAUACCAAUGGUUGCCGACUUGGACUGCGCCGAGCCUGGAGAUCGACUACGUUAAAGUUGUAGCUUUAUGAGGCUAAAUAACAAUAAUUUUAAACAAAAAUAUUCAU
Bicyclus anynana (squinting bush brown) is the source of this 1641-nucleotide messenger RNA. RefSeq names its product beta-1,3-glucan-binding protein-like. Gene Ontology annotation, biological process: carbohydrate metabolic process. Gene Ontology annotation, molecular function: hydrolase activity, hydrolyzing O-glycosyl compounds. The record is from RefSeq and is a predicted model, not a curated record. Lineage: Eukaryota; Metazoa; Arthropoda; Insecta; Lepidoptera; Nymphalidae. The transcript is spliced from 9 exons. Bases 178 to 1605 code for a protein of 475 amino acids.